AUGCAACUCACUACCAUCGUCCCCGUCUUGCUCUCCUCCCUGAGCCUGACCGCCGCCGCGCCCCAGGAAGUCCCCGCCACUUGGAAGGCCACCGAUCUCGACAUCGGCUGCUCACCCGGCGGCUGCAGCUGGCGCUUCAAUAUCACCGGCGCUGCGUCCGAGAACACGCCUCGCUUCCACACCCAUUGCGAGGGCAUCGCUCCCAACGCCACCCUAUGCACCGACAAGAACAUCACCGCGCGCGUCAAGCCUUUGACCUACCCCAAGUUCAACAUCUGGGUCCAGCACCAAUGGCACAUCAUCGAGGAUGAGACAGACCAGCAUUACUGGCAAUCCGGUGACGCCAACGUCACCGACGCCCAAACCCGCUUCCAGAUCAAGCCCGACCAGUUCUACGGAGUGGCGUAA
This is a messenger RNA of Penicillium argentinense, 408 nucleotides long. RefSeq lists its product as uncharacterized. The record is from RefSeq and is a predicted model, not a curated record. Lineage: Eukaryota; Fungi; Ascomycota; Eurotiomycetes; Eurotiales; Aspergillaceae. The transcript has a single exon. The coding region runs from base 1 to 408 and encodes 135 amino acids.